Molecule: messenger RNA, 664 nt
Organism: Cryphonectria parasitica EP155
Lineage: Eukaryota; Fungi; Ascomycota; Sordariomycetes; Diaporthales; Cryphonectriaceae
Exons: 2
Coding region: 122-358 (78 amino acids)
Source: RefSeq, a predicted model, not a curated record
ACACCCUAUCUAUACGCCUUCACAAUACACUUGCGCGUACGCAACACUACAUUGAUAUCAUCCUAAAACAAAAAGAGACCCCUACGAAUCCUCCACCAACACCUACCUACACACAGCCAAAAUGGGUAUCGUCGUGUCGUGUCUUCAAGCCAUUGGUGACUGUAUCAUGACAGUCAUCAACGCCAUCGCCGGCGUGAUCAUGAGCAUCAUUAACGGUGUCGUCGCCGUCCUGGCAGCCAUUGUCCGGUUCCUGACUUGCGGCUACUGUGGCUCGCGCCGAAGCGGGGGAACUACUGGAGGCACCACAUCCGGAAGAAGACGGUUCGGGAAGAGACAUGGUGGGGUCAGUCGCGUCUAGGGCGGACCGACGCGAUGAGACGAAGAGGUUCUCCCAGUGAUGGGAAGGACGAUGAGCAGUGGGAUGUUGGCGAAUAGUAGAGGAGGACGAGUCUCAUGAAUGACGAUCAAUUUGCGAUGCGAAGUGGAUCGUGAGAGGAAUGCGCCGCAUUACCAGAUACCCUUAUUCCCCUUUUUUGGUUUUUGCUGUAAUAUUUUCUUUUGUUUUGAGAGGCGCUCUAGCCUGCACCGAAGUGUAAGGCAUAGUCUUGAUUGCAGGAAUGAAUUUCGUUGUAUGCAAUGAACUUUGAACGAGAAUUUGUCUCUG